AUGAGGAACCAUAUGGCCGCGGGGUGGUUCUACUCCUCGAGCCAGAUACGCCGGUACAUCGUCACUCGAUUCACCAGUCUCAAACCUCCAAGGAACAAAAUCCGCAAUCCUAUUUCCGUUCUGCGGGAACUGACCUCCCACCAAUGGCUCAUGUUCCUUGUUGGCUUCUUGGGAUGGACCUGGGAUUCAUUCGAUUUCUUCACCGUGUCCAUGACGGUGACUGAGAUUGCAAAAGACUUUGACGUCUCCGUCACCAGUGUUACCUGGGGCAUCACCAUCACUCUGAUGCUUCGAUCAGUCGGCGCCUUGAUCUCUGGUUUCUUUUCGGAUAGAUACGGAAGAAAAUGGCCGUUCAUAAUCACACUGUCAGCUUUUAUAGUCCUGGAGCUUGCGUCUGGAUUCUGUCAGACUCUGCCACAGUUUCUCGGUGUCCGCGCUCUAUACGGAAUAGCGAUGGGAGGUCUCUUCGGCCCGGCUGCGGCCACCGCUCUCGAGGACCUUCCUUACGAUGCUCGUGGAGUACUAUCAGGCUGUUUCGAGAUGGGAUACGCCAUUGGAUACCUCCUAGCAGCCGCAUUCUACCGGGCCCUGGUCCCCACCACUACCCACGGCUGGCGGAGCCUGUUCUGGUUUGGCGCUGCUCCCCCAGUCCUCAUCAUCCUGUUCCGCUGGAUGCUCCCCGAGACCAAUCACUUCCAGGUCAUGGUUGCCGAGCGCGAGGAGCGCAUCCGGCAGGCUCACGCAGAGGACGACCAUGUCCGCGCUAUGGGCCUUCGGUCGUUCCUGAAAGACUCGGGCACAGCGUUGAAAGAGAACUGGGUGCUGUUCAUCUACCUCGUCGUCCUGAUGACGGGAUUCAACUCCUGCUCUCAUGGAAGCCAGGACUUCUAUCCCACUUUUCUAAAAGACCAGGUUGGUCUCAAACCAACCCAAGUCACGGUCAUCACGGUCGUGGGGCAAGCCGGGGCCUUUGUCGGCGCCAACUUCUUCGGCUACAUUAGUACCUUCUUUGGCCGACGCUUGACCAUGAUGGUAACCUGCGUUAUUGGGGGUGCCUUGGUUCCGGUGUACGUUCUGCCCCGCGACAUGAGCUUGAUCGCUACUGUCUUCUGGGAGCAGUUCUGUGUCGGUGGUGUCUGGGGGCCUAUCCCAAUCCAUCUGAUGGAAGUGAAUCCCCCUGCGCUUCGCUCCCUUCUCGUCGGAUUGACGUAUCAACUCGGAAACCUUGCCUCGUCUGCAUCGGCUACAAUCCAGUCGACGAUCGGUUCACGGUAUCCUUUGCCCCCUACUGCCGCUAAUAAGAAGCGAUUCGAUUACGGCAAGGUUAUGGCAAUAUUCCUGGGAGCCGUCUGGGCAUAUAUACUGUUCUUCCUCUUCUGGGGUCCCGAGAUGUCCGCUGAAGAAAGGGAGGAGGAAGCAGAGGCGGCCAAGUACCUGGAAAAGCUCCGUUUAGAGGGAGUCGGUCUUGCUGAAAUUGGGGUCUUGCAAGCGAGGAAAACCAAGGGACCCGAGAUGCCUCCUCGAGAUAAUGAUGUCGAAAAAGUGAACGAGGCCGUUACCGAACACGUCGAUUAA
Aspergillus viridinutans is the source of this 1575-nucleotide messenger RNA. Its product is annotated as sugar transporter family protein. Gene Ontology annotation, cellular component: plasma membrane. Gene Ontology annotation, molecular function: secondary active monocarboxylate transmembrane transporter activity. Gene Ontology annotation, biological process: plasma membrane lactate transport. The transcript is spliced from 4 exons. Bases 1 to 1575 code for a protein of 524 amino acids. The record is from RefSeq and is a predicted model, not a curated record. Lineage: Eukaryota; Fungi; Ascomycota; Eurotiomycetes; Eurotiales; Aspergillaceae.